Molecule: messenger RNA, 1206 nt
Organism: Oldenlandia corymbosa var. corymbosa
Lineage: Eukaryota; Viridiplantae; Streptophyta; Magnoliopsida; Gentianales; Rubiaceae
Source: the annotation of a GenBank genome assembly
AUGAGUUCAUUAGGUCGUUUGAGUACUACAUGUUUUGAUCGAGGUUGUUUUCCGAAACCUCAGGUUGAAAGGAGGAGUUCGAGUGUUCGAAUUUUUCCCAUUAGAUGCUCGGUAGCUUCGGCACCGCCGCAGAGUUUGCAGGUUUCUGAUAGCAAAGCUCACCAGUCGGAAAAAUACCGAAUUGGUGUUCUAGGAGCUAGUGGUUAUACUGGUUCUGAGAUUAUUAGACUCCUUGCAAAUCACCCAUACUUUGAAAUUACAUUGAUGACCGCAGACAGAAAAGCAGGUCAACCAAUUGGAUCAGUAUUUCCCCAUUUGGUAACAAAAGAUUUGCCAGAUUUGGUUGCUGUGAAGGAUGCUGAGUUUGGUGAUGUAGAUGCUGUAUUUUGUUGCUUACCACAUGGAACCACUCAGGAAAUUAUUAAAGGUCUUCCCAACAGUUUAAAAGUUGUUGAUCUUUCGGCGGAUUUCAGGUUACGAGAUCUUGGGGAAUAUGAAGAAUGGUAUGGUCAGCCUCAUCGGGCACCAGAUUUACAGAAAGAAGCUGUUUAUGGUUUGACAGAGAUUUAUAGGAAAGAAAUUCAGGCUGCACGCCUUGUUGCUAAUCCUGGAUGUUAUCCAACCUCUAUUCAGCUUCCGCUGGUUCCGUUGAUAAAGGCAAGGCUCAUUGAAGUCAAAAAUAUUAUUAUUGACUCAAAAUCUGGGGUUAGUGGAGCUGGACGUGGUGCAAAGGAGGCAAAUCUAUAUACGGAGAUAGCUGAAGGGAUACAUUCAUAUGGCAUCACGAGACAUCGUCACAUGCCAGAAAUUGAACAAGGUUUAACAGAUGCAUCGGGCGAAAGAGUGACUGUUAGCUUCACUCCACACCUGAUGCCAAUGAGCCGUGGUAUGCAAUCAACCAUCUACGUCGAAAUGGCUCCUGGGGUAUCAACAGAGGAUCUGUAUCAGCACUUGAAGAACUUCUACGAGAAGGAAGAAUUUGUAGUUUUGUUAAAGAAUAAAGAAGUUCCACACACUCGACAUGUCCGAGGAUCCAAUUACUGCCUCCUAAAUGUUUUUCCUGACCGAAUCCCUGGAAGAGCCAUAAUCGUCUCAGUUAUUGACAAUCUUGUAAAGGGAGCUUCUGGUCAGGCAUUGCAGAACCUCAACUUGAUGAUGGGAAUUCCGGAAAACACUGGGCUACUCAAUCUUCCUUUAUUUCCUUAA